Molecule: messenger RNA, 447 nt
Organism: Necator americanus (New World hookworm)
Lineage: Eukaryota; Metazoa; Nematoda; Chromadorea; Rhabditida; Ancylostomatidae
Exons: 1
Coding region: 1-447 (148 amino acids)
Source: RefSeq, a predicted model, not a curated record
AUGGAAAACGACUUAAAGGAAGAACUGAAUAGAAGAAUGAGAGCAGCAUGGGCAGCAUUCGCAGCCGUCAGAGAAGCUACGGACCAACUGACGGACCAAGAUCUUCGUGCCCAUCUGUUCCACUCGACAGUUCUCCCAGCGCUCUAUUACGCAGCGGAGACGUGGGCAGACACCGCUGCCACGUCUAGGAAGCCACCUACUAUCCACAGAGCCCUUGAGAGAUGUCUUCUGAAGUUUAACCGGCGCACACAACACCUAGCCGAUCUUCGCAGCUCCGACUUAAGAGGAAUGUCUCGUCUUCGCGACCUAGCGGAACAUGUGUCGAAAGCAAAACAUAGAUGGGCCGGUCACAUCAUGAGGAGAAUCGACGAUAGGUGGACUAAAAGAACGCUAGAGUGGAUCCCAAGAGAUGCUAAACGGCCUCGAGGGAGACCGCCAACGAGAUGA